Messenger RNA from Ectocarpus sp. CCAP 1310/34, 2896 nucleotides. Lineage: Eukaryota; Phaeophyceae; Ectocarpales; Ectocarpaceae. The record is from the annotation of a GenBank genome assembly.
UGCCGCAAACAAACACGAUCAACAACAACUCCCACACACCCAUCACACAGAUUGACCCAGGAUAGAGAGCGGGUGCCAGCCCUCAAGGCGUAGGGCUGAUUUACCAGUCCAGCUGGCUCGUGCCGCUGCGUUUGGGGGUGCGGUUGGUGUUGGCGAGGCCCGGCGGGACGAGCCAACUUCAGGCACAGCGAGAAAGUGUCAAGACGUGCAACAUGAUGAUCACUGCAUCCCACCACCUCCGACGGACGUACCGGCAGUGCGCUCGGCAGGCGGCCGGCUGCGUGGUAUGCAGGUGACUCAUUCAUGCAAGAUAGGGAGGGAGGGAGGGGUGCCUGACCUGUUUCUGGGUCUGGGUCUCGAAGUGACAAGCUCGGCGUCUCAAGCCCGAAAUUGAUACAGACACAACGCGAGCCAUGCGGCGCGACAAGUCGAUGAAACUCUCAUAAAAUCGGAAUGGAUACUUACGGGUUGGUCAACCCGAACACGAGAAAUUCUUCGCCAUAAUAAAAGUGCUAUCCCUACCGCCGUUGCAAGUUAGCUGCCUCCGCGUCUUCCGGCGGAGGCUACCGCGCCUUCCCGGGGUAGUGUGGGGUUGAGGUUGGGGACUACAACAUGUUAAUCCAGGACCGAUAUUCAUGACGUAAAACCUUGAGUUUCACACACCGUGCUCGUUCCAGCACACAGACAUGGGAGAGUAAGCACAAACAGAGAAACACACGUAUCAUUUGCGUGCUCUUUCUCUCUCUCGAUCGAUCGAGGGGCCCCGCACUUGACCCCCCAACAGCUUACACCCCCUCCACACACAUAGGUCCCUGAUCGGCUGUGUCGUGUUCAAGUGCCCCGAACAUUGCACGACUGACUCAGGUGGUUGCUGUUCGCGGCGUCGGCGGCGGUGUUUGUCUUGCGGGUCUACACCGAGAGGGGGUGGUAUGUGGUGGCGUACUCCGUCGGUAUCUUGGUGCUGAGCAACACCGUGCACUUCUUGACGCCCCAGAUUGGCCCCGACGCGGAGAGACUACGGGGACUUCGGCAUCGUUUCAGCCGACAGGAAGCCGUCAUAGAGAUCACGUGCCGACGGCACGAUGAUGCCAGCCAUGAUGCUCACGAAGGGGACAUUUGUCCAUCCCAUGGCAGCAGGCUCUUCCCUCCCCUAAUCGGCGGGCGCCUAAGGGAGUACCCGUGCUGGAGAUCUUCGCAGAAAGGGCUGCUGAUUGCGAUCGGCAUGACAUUUUUUGGGCUGUUCGACAUCCCCGUUUAUCCGCCGAUGCUUGUGGUGUACUUUGCCUUCCUCAUGGCGUUCACCCUGUUCAAGGUUUGUCGAGAGAGGCGACGGGCGAGCGGAAGGCGAGUGUGGAUGCUAUGACGUGUAUCUCACGGAAGGGGCGACAAGAGAUGAUGUACUAUAGCGGCCGAGGUUUAUGAGAGAGAAGACUGUAGUUUAGAGUGUUCGGCUGCUUGUCCCGGCCAUGAGGGAAACGUACCGGAAUUUGCCUGCUCGGUACCGGGGGGCGCUGUUCGGAAGGAUAUGUUUCGAUGCGAGUCAUGACCCUGGCACGGACCGUCGGCUCGUCGAAGAUGUACGCAAUUGUGCCCAUGGGAGCAGGAAGUCGCGUUGGGGGAGAGGGGGGAUUGGAGGACUUAGGUGGAUGCUUCGGUGGCCUUCAUCCACCCGUAGCUACGAUCAAUGCUGUCGCCAGGAUUUAGAAGAUUUUUUUUCAUCAGCACGCCGUUGCGCCGCAGGGUGUUGUCGUCGACAAUGACCACGGUGGUGUCGGCCUGUUGCCUUGUUUUCCUGUCUAUCUGUUUCUGUUGCUCGGACUCAUCCUUUGUGACACGGGAGAGGAGCGGCAUGAUUUGAUUUCGGUAUUGUUAUUUAGAAAUGUUUUAUUUAACGGAGCUCGGACGCGAACACUGCAGUUCGUGAUUUCGUGGUUGUCAGCAACGCGCUUAACGGGAGCCCUUGGCGGGAUGGUGGCGAUUGCACGAAUUAUGUACCUCGUUUGAACGGUCGUAUUUACUAUCAUUUCAAGCAAUGUACAUGCCUGCCAACAAGCAAAAAAACGAAAAGUGGCAAGACCAAGGCCAUGAAGAGAGAGGAAAAGUGGCUCCUGCCUUUCUCUACACCGCAGGCGCUCUGUUUCCCUCCAGCUUGGCCCAAGGGAUGCGCCGAUCCGAUGUAUGCAUGUGUGCGCAGUAAGCGGGCUACCUGAUCUACGGGUGCCACUGCCCCGUCACCAGCUCCACUUGUUGCUGCGACGGAUUACCGCCAAACAGCAAGAGUCCUUUGACACCGGCCAUCGGCUACACAAACGUAUGUUGUGUCAGAUCACAUUUGACACAAAAGCGUUCAAGUCAAACCACCAGUCAACGCUUGGAGCAUUUUGCCCAAAAGCUUUGUUUGCCUAGAAAUUUAGGCUUUCGAACACACCAGCAUUUGAAAGCGUCGCGGCGUGUCGCUUCGAUGAUGCUGAUUCGAGCCUGCUAGCCAGCCACAACCAACCGUGAGUACGGGGAUCUAUCCCCCGCAUCACGCCGCAAGCUUGCGGGCAAACACGCGCAGGAGCCUCGGGUUGUCGCUUGUCGAGACCUGUGUGUCGAGCGCCUUGGGGACAUUGCCCAUGUCGUAAGGGGCUCCUCCAGGCAUCGUGUAGUCGGGGGACACGGGAUGGUCGUGGGGCGUGGAGGCAGGCACCUGGUAGCCCACGGGGCCUGGCCCGAAGAAGGUAAUGUGGCCGACCCAAUACGGCGCGGCCGGGUCCAUGCCCUACCAUCUCGGGAUGGGGUUCUACAGCGGAACCUCGACAAACAGGUGCCCGCCAGCCUUGAGCUUGCGGCCCCAGGCGCGCAACGAGUCGAGCGGCCGAGGAAGAUGCUCCAGCGUCAUGGAUGACACGAU